This is a messenger RNA of Ctenocephalides felis (cat flea), 4098 nucleotides long. It is a transcript of the gene Ncc69, whose product is annotated as bumetanide-sensitive sodium-(potassium)-chloride cotransporter. Gene Ontology annotation, molecular function: sodium:potassium:chloride symporter activity. The record is from RefSeq and is a predicted model, not a curated record. Gene Ontology annotation, biological process: sodium ion transmembrane transport; cell volume homeostasis; potassium ion import across plasma membrane. The transcript has 18 exons. The coding region runs from base 264 to 3737 and encodes 1157 amino acids. Gene Ontology annotation, cellular component: membrane. NCBI's taxonomy places the organism in Eukaryota, Metazoa, Arthropoda, Insecta, Siphonaptera, Pulicidae.
CAGCGCAAUUCGAAAUGCCUCAGUGUCAAACGGAGUGCUGUGGAGAGAACUUUAACUUCAUACUCCCGGCGUACACAAAAACACGUGGACACAAUAAUCGUUUAGUUCACAACUGAAACGUUCAUUUAAUUUUACAAAAAUAAAAUGUCUUUUAACGGCACGUGACAAUAUCUCGAAUUUUGUGUGUGGUGUGCCAGAUUUUAUAGUGUAGUUUUAUUUUAUAUUUCAUAAAUCAUUUUGUGCAAUAAGUGUCAACUCUCAAGAUGUCGAAUACGGAAGACCAGGAUGUGUCCGGUAUCGAGAUGGGUACUCUGGACAAAAGGAAUCGUUUUCAAGUGAACAAAGUGAGUACUGGUGAGAGGAAUAAUGGAACAGCUAAAAACAGUGGAAGUGUGGAACGCGUGCAAAGGAUGAGCCAAGUCGGGAAAAGCAGUUUUCGAGAUACAGAUAAACCUUCGCGGUUCAAGGACGUGCACGCUGCAACUAGGUUCCAGGUUUCACCUGAAAAUGACAAUGAUAGUGAUGAUAGUGAGGAUGAGGAAGGAAAUUUACUUGGUACAGGUGCUACUGAUACUGCCGCCAGUUAUGACACAAAAUACACCAAGAGCUUCAGGCACUUCACUCGCGAAGCUUUGCCGAGACUGGACAACUACCGUAACAUAAUGUCAAUUCAGGCUGCGUACCGGCCGACGCUGGAUGAAUUGCACAAUGCAACGCUCACCCAAGGGUCGCCGCCGCUUGGACAAACCCCCGAAAAGCCAGCUGCCGCUCAGCCGGCUGCCGUGAAAUUCGGAUGGAUCCAAGGAGUCCUAAUGCGAUGUCUUCUCAACAUCUGGGGUGUAAUGUUGUUCCUUCGGCUUUCAUGGGUCGUCGGACAAGCUGGUGUGGGCCAGGCAAUGCUUCUAAUUCUAACGACUACUGUUGUGACAACUAUCACUGCAUUGUCUAUGUCUGCUAUCAGUACCAACGGAGUCAUAAAAGGAGGAGGAACAUACUACAUGAUAUCCAGGUCUCUAGGCCCUGAAUUUGGGGGUUCCAUCGGUCUAAUUUUCUCUAUGGCAAAUGCAGUAGCCUGCGCUAUGUAUGUCGUGGGUUUCUGUGAAAGUGUUACUGAUCUUUUAAAGGCUUUGGGAACAAGUAUUGUAGAUGGAGGUGUUCAGGAUGUACGAAUUAUUGGCAGUAUUACUGUGGUAGUCCUAACAGUCAUCGUGGUUGUCGGGAUGGAAUGGGAAGCAAAGGCUCAAGUCGGUCUUCUCGUCAUCCUGCUGGUUGCUAUCGGUGACUUUAUGAUUGGAACUUUGGUUGGUCCAAAAAGUGAUUCUGAAGUUGCCAAGGGAUUUCUUGGAUACAAUGCCACUUUGCUGGAACAAAAUAUGAAGGCAGAUUAUCGACCGUUUGAAGGUGUAGAACAUAACUUUUUCUCAGUUUUUGCCAUUUUCUUCCCAGCAGCAACAGGAAUAUUAGCUGGAGCAAAUAUUUCUGGUGAUCUUAGGGAUCCGCAAAAAUCGAUUCCAAAAGGCACAUUGUUGGCCAUAUUCUUGACAACUUUGUCGUAUUUAAUUAUGGCAGUGAUGGUCGGCGCCAGCGUUGCAAGGGACGCCACUGGUUCUCUGGAAGAUUUGGCCAAUGGAACAUUUUUGGAUUGUGCUAAUCGUACUUGCGAAUAUGGUCUCCAGCAUAGUUUCCAGGUUAUAGAGUUAGUAUCAGGUUUCGGUCCUCUCAUUUACGCCGGAUGCUUCGCAGCCACACUCUCCUCGGCGCUCGCCUCUUUGGUCUCGGCCCCGAAAGUUUUUCAGGCUUUGUGCAAAGAUAGACUUUAUCCGAGAAUUGAAUGGUUUGCCAAAGGAUAUGGCAAAAAUAAUGAACCAGUCCGAGGAUAUGUCCUUACUUUCUUUAUAGCUAUUUCCUUUAUUUUAGUAGGUGAAUUGAAUUUGAUAGCUCCACUGAUCUCAAACUUCUUUUUGGCGGCUUAUACUUUAAUCAACUUCAGUACCUUCCAUGCAAGUUUAGCUCGUCCUGUCGGAUGGAGACCUACAUUCAGAUACUAUAACAUGUGGUUGUCUCUGGCCGGAGCAAUCGUCUGUGUCGCUGUGAUGUUCUUGAUUUCAUGGAUUACUGCCCUUUUGACAUUGUCUGUUGUUUUGGCACUUUAUCUAAUAGUCAGCUACCGUAAACCAGAUGUAAACUGGGGUUCUACAACUCAAGCCCAAACCUACAAAAACGCUCUGACAUCUGUGCAACAACUGAAUAAUGUUGAAGAACACGUAAAGAAUUAUCGUCCGCAAAUUUUAGUAUUAUCUGGAAUGCCUGGAGCAAGACCACCUCUAAUCGACUUUUCCUAUUUGCUUACAAAGAACUUAUCACUACUUGUUUGUGGUCACAUUUUAAAGGGUCCAAUAACGCAGCGCGUUCGUAAUGCCCUGACCAGCAAAGCUCAUAAUUAUUUGCGUACACAUAAAAUAAAAGGAUUUUAUACCCAAGUUGAUGAAACCAAUUUUGAAUUGGGAGCCAAGGCUCUUUUGCAAGCUAGUGGUAUCGGAAAACUUAAACCUAACAUUUUGUUGAUGGGUUACAAAGGAGAUUGGCUGAAAUGUCCAAAAGAAGAGCUCAACAUGUACUUUGAUGUCAUGCAUAAAGCUUUGGAUAUGUACAUGGCGGUAGCGAUAUUGCGCGUUCAGGAAGGUUUGGAUUACUCCAAAAUUUUAGGCAGCGAUGGGGUAUCCGACACCACAAGUACAACACCAAGGGAUGCCAGUUUUGGUGACUUGACUCGUGCUGCCAAUGAAACAAAUGGUGAAAUGAACGACAGUGUCAAAAAUUAUAGCCAACAAGUCUCACAGGCGGACGAUCUAUGUAAUUACCUAAAAACAGGUACACGUCAGGCGGAAAAUAAACUAGUUACUAGACUAAAACCUGCGAGCAGUCUCAGCGAUUUAUCAACUCCGGCAACACCUCUGAGUCAACCUAGAUCCGGUGUCAAUUCUUCACCAGAUCCUGAUGAUCCUAUGUCAAAGACGACAAUGCAAUCUUCAAGCAGUCAAUCUGAUGAUAAAGACAGCAAAAAAGAAAGCCGAAGCAAAAGAGAGAAAUUGGAUUAUGCACAUUUGUACAAGGGUCCAAAUGGAGAAGAUUUGCCUAAAGACGUCAUAAAUCAGUUGACGUUGUUUACGCGGAAACAGAAGAGCGGAACUAUUGAUGUUUGGUGGUUGUACGAUGAUGGAGGUUUGACUUUACUGCUACCAUACAUCAUCAGUACCAGAAGAACUUGGAUGAACUGCAGAUUGCGAGUUUUUGCGUUAGCUAACAAGCAAGCAGAAUUAGAGUUCGAGCAACGUAGCAUGGCAUCACUUUUGGCUAAAUUCAGGAUAGAUUACAGUGAUCUUUUACUUAUGCCAGAUAUUACUAAGAAGCCUGGAGAGGCAGCUACCAAUUUCUUCGAACAGUUGAUCUCUGGGUUGACUGUACCUGUCAACAAAGAUGACCCUGACAGUGCUCCUAUUCCUGAAAGCGACUUGACUUCGAUGAAAGACAAAACCAAUCGCCAUUUACGUUUGCGAGAACUCCUUUUGGAACACUCAAUGCAGAGCAACCUGGUUGUAAUGACUCUUCCAAUGCCCAGAAAGAACAUUAUGACUGCCCCUCUUUACAUGGCCUGGUUGGAAGCCUUGACCAAGGAUAUGCCUCCUUUCCUGCUCGUCCGAGGGAAUCAAACCAGCGUCCUCACAUUCUACUCGUAAUUCCUAUUAGUUUGUAUGAUAAAUUUUAUUUUUAUUAUGAAUGUGUAAAGCUGGUGAAUAAUUCUGUCUGGAUGAUUUAUUUUAUUUUUCAUAUAUGAAUGUUGUUUUAACUGCGAUCCAGAACUUGAAUUGUAUUUUAAUCUUGUUCUUUUUAUUAAUUGUUAUGGCAUUCCGGGGUUUCUUCAUAAUGGGUAUAUUUUUUAAGAUAUUUUAAUAUAUUUUAAUAUUUUGUUCAUGAAUCUCAUUACAUUAUGAAAAUAAUAUUCAGUUUUUAGAAGUUUUUCUAAAAUUUUAUAUGUACAAAUUCGUUUUAUAAGCUUCAAUCGAAGAGAGUAAUUUUAUUUUAAUUGUAAGAUAGAAU